CGCAGUCCAACACGCGCAAAGUCUUUCACCCUCGCCCACAGCAUCCUCCGUUACCACAGUUUUUUUCUCCGCCUAUUUUUAUCGGACGUAGUUAUUGCUUUGCGUCUCUUCAUAUUUGGUGAGCAGGUAAUGAUGUGCUUGAGCUGGUUCUUUUGUUACCGACUUUAUCAGGAAACACCAGUGCUCCAUAUAAGGGUGAGGUAGUGAGAGUUAUGGAUAACGUUGAACUUUGCCCACAUCUGGACUCCAUUGGAGAGGUUACCAAGGAAGAUUUGCUCCUAAAAUCAAAGGGUACAUGCCAGUCUUGUGGAGCAGGUGGACCAAACCUCUGGGCUUGUCUACAGAGUGGGUGUUCGUAUGUGGGUUGUGGCGAGUCAUUCACAGAUCACAGCACAUUACAUGCCCAGGCCAGGAAACACAAUUUGACUGUGAACUUGACGACAUUCCGUGUGUGGUGUUACGCUUGUGAAAAGGAGGUGUUUCUGGAACAACGUCAGUCUGCACAUCCCCCAUCACCACAGUGCAAGUCACCAGAAUGGGGUCCAGCAGUACAGCAUGGUACACACAGCCUGAAGGCUGUGCCAAUUGCAGUUGCUGAUGAGGAAGGUUCUGAGUCUGAAGAUGAUGACCUGAAGCCACGAGGGCUGACAGGUAUAAAGAAUAUUGGAAACUCCUGCUAUAUGAAUGCAGCUCUGCAAGCGUUGUCGAACUGCCCUCCACUGACACAAUUUUUCUUAGAAUGUGGAGGUUUGGUGCGUACAGACAAGAAACCAGCUCUGUGCAAAAGCUACCAGAAACUUGUUAAUGAUCUCUGGCACAAAAAACGCCCAAGCUAUGUAGCACCGACAAGCCUGUUCCAUGGAAUCAAACUGGUGAAUCCUAUGUUUCGAGGCUAUGCACAACAGGACACCCAAGAGUUUCUGCGCUGUUUAAUGGACCAACUGCAUGAAGAACUGAAGGAGCCCGUUAGAGAACGUGAAUGUGACUCAUCCAGUGACACAGAUGAUAAGCAGGAUGGUGACCGAUGUCCUUCAGAAGAUGAGUUCCUUUCAUGUGACUCAGGUGCAAGCAGCGACAGAGGAGAGAACGAACCACGUAACAGGGGAUGUGGGGGUGGGUCAGGAGCACUUUCUGAAAAUAAGAUGGACACAGAACUGUUAAUUCAAGAUGAAUAUGUGCAUGGAAUUUCUGAAAAGGAGAGGAUGAAAGAGUGCAAAUUUUCCUACAUUCGUCAUAGGACAUGCUCAGAGGGCGUAGAUGAGGAUGCUGAUGUGGACACAUCAGUGAGCACUGUUGAUGAAGGAGUUUUUAGUGCAAUGUCCUCUUCCCUCCACACUGGCAGCUCAUGUAGAACACCUGAGCCUGAUAAUGAUGCAUACUUGCGCUCUUCAUCCCGACCUUGCAGUCCCAUCCACCAUGAUGUCCAUUCAAAGCUGUCCAGUAGUCCACCUCGCUCCAGUCCAAUGCGAUCUAUGCAGGCCUACUCCUUAAAAAAAGCCCAGCUUUUACCGAGUAACAAGAGGAGGAGAGAGUCUAAAUUCCGUAGUGUGAUAUCUGAUAUCUUUGAUGGCUCUAUACUCAGUUUGGUACAGUGUCUUACAUGUGAUAGGGUGUCAACAACAGUCGAAACAUUUCAGGACCUGUCCCUGCCAAUUCCUGGGAAGGAGGAUUUGGCAAAACUUCACUCCUCAAUUCAUCAAAAUGUGCCUGCUAAGACCAGCAGUUGUGGUGACAACUACGCACCUCAAGGAUGGAUUGCUUUCAUCAUGGAUUACAUUCGAAGGUUUGUUGUGUCCUGUAUACCAAGUUGGUUUUGGGGUCCUGUUAUCACACUUGAAGACUGCCUUGCUGCUUUUUUUGCUGCUGAUGAGUUGAAAGGAGAUAACAUGUACAGCUGUGAAAAGUGCAAAAAGUUACGAAAUGGGAUUAAAUAUUGUAAAGUCCUUAAACUGCCAGAGAUUUUGUGUAUUCAUUUGAAACGUUUCCGCCAUGAAGUGAUGUACUCUUUCAAAAUAAAUAACCACGUGUCGUUCCCCUUGGAAGGACUUGACCUUCGACCUUUCUUGGCUAAAGAGAGUAACUCCAAGAUUACCACUUAUGACCUUCUGUCUGUUAUUUGCCAUCAUGGGACUGCUGGAAGUGGACACUACAUAGCCUACUGCCAGAAUGUGAUAAACGGACAGUGGUAUGAAUUUGACGACCAGUAUGUUACCGAAGUCCAUGAAACUGUGGUGCAGUCUGCUGAAGCAUAUGUCCUGUUUUACAGAAAAAGCAACGAGGAAGCUGUAAGAGAGAGGCAGAAAGUAAUAGCAUUAGCAAGCAUGAAGGAACCAAGUUUGUUACAGUUCUACAUUUCCCGGGAGUGGCUGAACAAAUUUAACACCUUUGCUGAACCAGGGCCGAUUACCAACCACAACUUUCUUUGUACGCAUGGAGGUAUCCCUCCUCAUAAGUACCAUUACAUUGAUGAUCUUGUAGUAAUUGUGCCGCAAAAUGUAUGGGAGUAUCUCUACAGCAGGUUUGGUGGGGGCCCUGCUGUAAACCACAUGUAUGUCUGCUCUGUCUGUCAAGUGGAAAUAGAAGCUUUAGCUAAGCGCAGAAGAACAGAGAUUGACACGUUUAUUAAGUUAAACAAAGCAUUCCAAGCAGAGGAAUCUCCAUCUGUAAUAUAUUGUAUCAGUAUGCAGUGGUUCAGAGAGUGGGAGGCAUUUGUAAAAGGCAAGGACAAUGAGCCUCCAGGAUCAAUAGAUAACAGCAAAAUAGCAGUGCUGAAAGGAGGACAUAUGCAGCUAAAGCAAGGUGCUGACUAUGGACAGAUUUCAGUGGAAACAUGGAACUACUUGUAUAGUAUUUAUGGAGGGGGACCAGAGAUUGCAAUCCGGCAGAAUGUGGCACAGAUUCAGGAACCAGAAAGCCUCCAUGGUGAGAGAAAGAUUGAAGCAGAGACUCGCAUUGUGUGACCACCAAGAUGCAAAUUACGAAUGAAAUCUGGUUGUGGUCCUGCUUGAUCCUGUCAUGAUCUUAACAAUGCAAGAUUUGCACUUAAUGAAGAAAAUCCAGUGAGCACUUUGGAACUUUACAGUAGAAAAUUAGGCUGCCCCAUUAGCUAUAUCUUAGGACUUAAAUAUUUACUGUAGCUUGUUCACAUAGAUACUUAGUGCAAAUCAAGGAACUCUGUAAUUGAAAAAAAGCUUUGUGACUUAUACCAACAGCAAACUGAUUUACUGGUAAGUGAGGAAAUUGGUGUAACUGAGCAUUUAAUUUAUCCUCUUGCCCAUUAUUUAUUUUGUGCUGCUCAGCCAUUCUGAAGACAGGACUAAAGAUAAUAUCAUCCCAGAUACAUAAGCUGGCGUGUUCCCUACUGGCACUGACGUGUUUGAAUAUAUUCACAAAAUGACUUCCAAAUAAUGAAAAUUCCUUUCUAAGAAGAAACAAAUAUGCAUGGGACCUCUGUAUUUGUGUUCCAUUGAUGAUGGUGAAGGGAAAUGGCUAAACAGAUCUGUUAAUACCAUCUUUCAGAAACUAGUGCACUGAUGUAUUGCUAAAAUGGCUGCAAAAUCAAUAAAUAAGUGUAAUAUUGCUGCUGACCAUUAAGGUAAGUUGUUAAAGGGUUAAACAUAUAGUUUAUGUAAAAGGAUGUCUGUUAUUCCCAAUGAGUCUGAAGCAUUUUAUAAAAAUGUUAGUUGCAGUAUAUACAACUACAAUCAGUGGUAAAGCCUAAGUUUAUUAACUUUAAUAUUUCAGGUAGAAGAACAAAUUUAAUACUAAUUUUGGCUUCCUUUUAAGUGUAGUCAUUCAUUCCAUCACUGGUGUUUAUGUGCUGCUAACUGAUUCUUUGUUACUGCUCAUAAAGCUCAACAAUAAUGAGUGUAAUAAAUACAUUACUGCCUAA
Molecule: messenger RNA, 3892 nt
Organism: Protopterus annectens (West African lungfish)
Lineage: Eukaryota; Metazoa; Chordata; Ceratodontiformes; Protopteridae
Gene: USP20
Product: ubiquitin specific peptidase 20
Exons: 25
Coding region: 213-2960 (915 amino acids)
Biological process (GO): protein deubiquitination
Molecular function (GO): zinc ion binding; cysteine-type deubiquitinase activity
Source: RefSeq, a predicted model, not a curated record